Rhinolophus ferrumequinum (greater horseshoe bat) is the source of this 1178-nucleotide messenger RNA. RefSeq names its product folate receptor beta. The record is from RefSeq and is a predicted model, not a curated record. The coding region runs from base 195 to 956 and encodes 253 amino acids. Gene Ontology annotation, biological process: sperm-egg recognition; fusion of sperm to egg plasma membrane involved in single fertilization; cell adhesion. NCBI's taxonomy places the organism in Eukaryota, Metazoa, Chordata, Mammalia, Chiroptera, Rhinolophidae. Gene Ontology annotation, cellular component: external side of plasma membrane. Gene Ontology annotation, molecular function: signaling receptor activity. The transcript has 5 exons.
UUCUGUGCUUACCACAGCUCUUAUAUUGUAUCCUGCACUGAGGAUAGCGACCAUUGGGGACAGUCCAGUGGCCUGGAGCUGUUGCCAGCCUGGAGAGAGGCCAAUCCAGACACAGCAGUGUGUGCUUCCAGCAGCAAAGGAGCCUCAGGCCUUGGUCUCCCUAACUACUGCUUCUUCUGCGGGGACAGAAAGACAUGUCCUGGAAAUUGACAUCACCUCUGCUUCUUCUGGCCUGGAUGGCCUCCGUGUGCAGUGCCAGGGACAGGACAGACCUGCUCAACGUCUGCAUGGACGCCAAACACCACAAGACAAAGCCAGGCCCUGAGGACAAGCUGCAUGACCAGUGCAUUCCCUGGAAGGAGAACGCCUGCUGCUCCGUCAGCACCAGCCAGGAGCUGCACAAGGAUAACUCCCUCCUCUAUAACUUCAACUGGGAACACUGCGGCAAGAUGGAGCCCGCCUGCAAGCGCCACUUCAUUCAGGACAACUGUCUCUAUGAGUGCUCCCCCAACCUGGGGCCCUGGAUCCAGCAGGUGAACCAGAGCUGGCGCAAAGAACGUUUCCUGGACGUGCCCCUGUGCAAAGAGGACUGUGAGAGCUGGUGGGAAGACUGCCGCACCUCCUACACCUGCAAGAGAAACUGGCAGCAGGGCUGGAACUGGACCUCAGGAUCUAACAAGUGUCCAGCUAAGGCUGUGUGCCGCACAUUUGAGUCCUACUUCCCCACGCCUGCAGCCAUGUGUGAGGGCCUCUGGAGUCACUCCUACAAGGUCAGCCAAUACAGCCGAGGGAGUGGCCGCUGUAUCCAGAUGUGGUUUGACCCAGCCCAGGGCAACCCCAACGAGGAGGUGGCAAGGUUUUAUGCCUUGGCCAUGAAUGCCGGGGCCGUGUGCUGUGAGACUGGGCCUCUCCUGCUCAGCCUGGCCCUGAUGCUGACACUCCUGCUCCUUGGCUGAGUCCAGCCCUGCCUAGACGUCCCCUCUUCCCCCCCCUCCCCAGACUUCCCCAGCUUUGAAGACAGGCUGCGCUCAGCUCAGUUCCACAAAUGAGGGAGCCCUAAGCAUGUCUCCAUCCAUUAUCCACCCCUCUGUCAUGUUUCCUGCUCCAUGGUGGGGCUGGUAGUUUCUCUGACAGCCAGUUCUAAUAAAUACAUGGACACGUCUGUGUCUGAUGAAUUA